Molecule: messenger RNA, 3349 nt
Organism: Oreochromis aureus
Lineage: Eukaryota; Metazoa; Chordata; Actinopteri; Cichliformes; Cichlidae
Gene: retreg3
Product: reticulophagy regulator family member 3
Exons: 10
Coding region: 138-1634 (498 amino acids)
Biological process (GO): reticulophagy
Source: RefSeq, a predicted model, not a curated record
CCCAAGUGGAUUGUGAUUGGGCCGCUGACGGCUCAGAAAAACAGGUAACGCCAUAUUGUAAGUUCUCCGAGUCGAGCGCCGCAUUUCUGCAAAAAAAAUGACAAAAUAGCUUACUUUAUCAGCAGUAGGACGCUAAGAUGACUCACACUGGAACAAUGCAAGGGGCAGAUGUGGGGGAUUGCUCUGCUAAUCAGAGCGCUGAUAUCUGCCUUCGAAGUCGUUCAUGCUCUAGCGAAAGAGAUGGCCAAGUACGAGCUGUCAAAGCUGCUCUCCAGUCCAGGCUGGGGCCCUAUGAGCCUGUCCUGACCUACCUGCAGUCUGUCCUGGUCUGGGAAAAACCCUUUCAUUGUGUCCUUCUCUACAUUGUGAUCAACGUUGUGUUCUGGUUCUUCGCUCUGACCUCACUGCGCCUGAUAUUCCUGUUGGCAUCUGGCAUGGCUGUAUUCGUCUGUCUAGAUACCUGGAGAAAUAAGAUCUGGCCAGAGAUUAGAGUCAGAAAGCUGGAUGAAUCAGAAAAUGAGAGCUGGGGUCUGGUGCAUCCUGGCACCCUCAGUGUGCCUGAAUUGUGCCACCAUAUUGCUGAGGCCUGGGUCAGUGGAGUGGUUCUCAAAUCCAGUAUUGUGCAGUACAAGCGUCGAAAUCCUGGCACAUUUUGCAUCCUGACCUGUGGAGUGUUCAGCUGUUUGGCUAUCAUUGGACGCUACAUUCCUGGAUUAGUGCUCUCCUACUCUGCUUUGUUAGCUACUCUCCUGACUCCUCUGGCAGCCUAUCACAAGGUUUUCCAGCAUCUUGGCUUCAAGCUGGAUCCAGUCCUGCAGCGGCUGGACUUCAGCGUUCGUGGAUACAUGAUGUCAAAGCCCAUUGAUAAUCAGUUCCUACGAAGACCUCUACAUGGUGCAGCUUCGGGUGAAGCCAGUGACAGUGAGGAGGAGUUGGCUGCUUUUUGCCCAACAUUUGAUGAUGCUGUUGUUGCGAGGGCGCUUGCACUGACCGACUCCGAGCAUUCUGAUGCUGAGGUUUCUUAUACUGACAAUGGAACAUUUAACCUGUCACGUGGCCAGACCCCACUGACUGAAGGCUCUGAGGAUUUUGACAGGCAUAGUGAUGCUGAAGAAUCCUUUGCCCAGGACCUCCCAGACUUCCCCUCCAUAAACCCUGAUGCCACUCUGAUGGAUGAUGAUGAUGACACGAGCAUUGGACUGCCUAGCCUGGGUCCGUCUGGGCUAGCUAGCCACCGGGCUUCAGUGCUGGAUGUGGAUGCUCAUCUUGACUCAGACCAAGAGGAUCUAGAUGCUGAACUUUCUCUUAGCAGCCUGCCACUUGCCUCUAAUAUCACUGGAGACUUGGCUGGAGUCAUUGCCAGCAACAUGAUCCAGGCAGCAAUAGCCGGGGCGCUGCAACCUCGGCCUCCUGCUGCCCAACGCAGAGAAGGUCCCCCCAGGGCCGGGGCCCACCGAAGUUAUCGCAAGCAGUCCAGCUCUGAGCUAGACACAGACUUGGAUGGAGAAGACUUUGAAAUGCUGGAUCAGUCUGAACUAAACCAGUUGGAUCCCUUCGGUGAAGGUGCAGGUUCUAGACGUGGAGAGAGCCAGGGGUCUAACUUUUUGUCUAGCCUGCUUGGUAAACCACAGUAAGGGGUGUGUGUGUGUGUCUGUGUGUGCACAGCUUGAAUGCGUAUUGAUAAAGUAUGAGAAUGUGUGUGGGAGACUAUUUUAGGUUCCAGCACCCCUGCUCCUGAUUAGCAUCAGUUUAUCACUGUGAAGUAUUUCAUAUUUUCUAUCUUUUCAGACUCUCUUUGCUGUAGUUUGAAAUCUUGAUCAUCCAGAAAACUUUUACUUCGUAGGCUGAGCAAUAGAUAACACAAUAACAUACAUAAAACACAUUCAAACAUUAAAUAAACCAGCAUUAUUGAGCCUUUUUGCAGUCUUGUAACUUUACACACCACUCAGUUACAAGGUACAAGUACUUGUUGACUUCAAAUGAAAGCCAGAGGCCAUCAGAUCUUUUCUACACCGAGGUCUAGACAUACAGGGCUAUUAACACAGGACCAAAUGUGACAUUCCUCUUGGUUGAGCUGAGCCAUGUUUUAGUACUGAUAUUGUGCAACAGCCUUUUAUAUAAAAGCUUAUUUAGGCAUUGCAGUAUUCGGAUGUAUCAGCCCUUCAGUAAGUAGUAGCUCAUGUUCAUGUUGAUACUCUGCUGUCUUAACACGAUAUGAUGGAAGAGGAUUAAUUUGAUGGUGCACCAUCGAAUUCAUUUAGAGAUUCAUUUAGACAAUUUAAACAGUUGAUAGCAGUUGCGUAUUUAGACUGUGAUUGUGUUCUUCAAUGAAGGUGAAUGAUAUCUGGAUAAAGUUCAACAUUUUCUAUUUCCCUUUUCUCUUGACUAACAUGAACGCAUUCUAAGUUUAUUUUGUCACAAUAGUCUUAUGUGGCCCAGAGUAACUCUGAUUGUUACAUUUGUGUUAAUGAAUUUGUUCCUCACAGCAGAACAUGCUUCUUUUUCGCGUGUGAGUAAUUUCUGAAUUUUUUUUCCAUUUUCCUGCCCUUUAAUAUGGCUCAAUUACCUUGUGUGCAUGUUAAAUACCUGGAAUGAGCCCUCGGGUUUGUGUGCGAUUCAGUUUUUUGUUUGUUUUAGUUUUUUUAAAGAAAAAAUUUAAAAUAGUCUCUUUAUGUCUUACCACUCUUGUAUUCUGUCUGCUUGACCUUCAAACUGACCUUUUUUUUUUUUUUUUUUUUUUAAGACAGAAAAUUAUAUUCUCAAGGCUCUUUUACAAUCUUAAUAGGCGACCUUGUUUACAUCAAGUUUGGAUAGGAAGUUAACCUCAUGUCUUUUUUAAGUGUUAUUUUAUAGUGGCUUUUGCUGGUCAGCCUGAUUUCCUAUACAUGGACAAAUCAUGUCUGUAUAGCGUUUUAGAGUGGAAAUGGCACUUGAAAUUUCCAUGAGCCACAAGUGAGAUUUACUGAAAUGCACACAUGAAAAGUUAAAAUGCUGGUUGUUUAAUAGAGGAAAAAAACAUCACUGUUUUCAAUUGUUAUUUUGAGAAGAAAAUCAUAGCUGCAAUUUCAGCACAGUAUGGAAAAAAAAUCUGCUGGAUUCAGAAUUUAAAUAGAAAAAUGCAAACUGAUGGGAAAUUGCAGAAAAUAAAUAUUACUAAAUUAGUUGGACUUGGUUUGACCAUAUCAGUUAACAAGAAUGUUUCUGUAGGCUGUUCUAUGAGAAGUCCUCAUUAUGAGUGAUUUGUAGGCUGUUUGUAAUGUAAUGUGCAUAGUAGUGUAUUUUCUUCUCUGUAACUGGUUUUGAUAUGUUUUGAUGUGCAAAUCAUAUUAAAUAAAAUGUUUGCAAUUAA